Phycodurus eques (leafy seadragon) is the source of this 3885-nucleotide messenger RNA. RefSeq names its product septin-7-like. Gene Ontology annotation, molecular function: molecular adaptor activity; GTP binding; GTPase activity. The record is from RefSeq and is a predicted model, not a curated record. Bases 324 to 1613 code for a protein of 429 amino acids. Gene Ontology annotation, cellular component: microtubule cytoskeleton; septin complex; septin ring. Lineage: Eukaryota; Metazoa; Chordata; Actinopteri; Syngnathiformes; Syngnathidae. Gene Ontology annotation, biological process: cilium assembly; cytoskeleton-dependent cytokinesis. The transcript is spliced from 13 exons.
GAGGCUGGCUUGACCGCAGUCGUCGAACGCUCUUAUCCUGAAGUUUCCCUACGGAAACGGUAUUGCGUCAAUUCGACGUAACCCAGCACUACUUGACAAAAUCAGUCAGCGAACGUUCUUCUCGGAGUCUGAGCUUCGUCUGUCGCUCGUGUCGGGAUUUUCCAUUAGCCGUCAUAUGUGCUAGAUUUGUAGGUCCUUCCCAAGAAAGCAGUUUAGCGUGAACCCAACCUGCGCCUUUCUCCUCAUUCCGCCGUUCUCUCGGACGCUCGUCGGUGUAUGCCUCGGUGACCGUCCAUUGCAGGCUGGGCGGUGACGGCGUUACAAUGAUCGAGCGAGCAGAAAGUGGCGUUCCCAGCAUUGCUCAGCGGAACCUGGAGGGCUAUGUGGGAUUCGCUAAUCUUCCCAACCAGGUGUAUCGGAAGUCCGUUAAAAGAGGCUUUGAGUUUACAUUAAUGGUUGUUGGUGAGUCCGGUCUUGGGAAAUCAACGCUUAUUAACUCCCUCUUUCUGACUGAUCUUUACUCCAAGGACUACCCUGGGCCAUCACAGCGCAUUAAGAAGACUGUACAGGUGGAGCAGUCUAAGGUGCUGAUUAAAGAAGGGGGCGUCCAGCUGACUCUCACAAUUGUUGAUACACCAGGAUUUGGGGAUGCAGUAGACAACAGUAACUGUUGGCAGCCAGUUAUCAACUACAUUGACAGUAAGUGUGAGGACUUCCUGAAUGCAGAAUCGAGGGUGAACCGCAGAUCCAUGCCAGACAACAGGGUCCACUGCUGUCUAUACUUCAUUGCACCUUCUGGACACGGACUAAAGCCACUUGAUAUCGAGUUCAUGAAGAGGCUCCAUGACAAAGUCAAUGUCAUUCCACUUAUUGCAAAAGCUGAUACUCUGACUCCAGAGGAAUGCCAUCUUUUUAAGAAACAGAUUAUGAAAGAGAUCCAGGAGCACAAAAUCAAAAUUUAUGAAUUCCCAGAUACAGAUGACGAUGAGGACAACAAGCUGAUCCGGAAGAUCAAGGAGAAGAUGCCGCUGGCUGUGGUUGGCAGCAACGUAGUCAUCGAAGUAAAUGGAAAGAAGGUCAGAGGUCGCCAGUACCCGUGGGGUGUAGCAGAAGUGGAGAAUGGGGAACACUGCGACUUUACUGUGUUGCGCAACAUGUUAAUCAGGACCCACAUGCAGGAUCUGAAAGAUGUCACCAACAACGUCCACUAUGAGAAUUACCGCAGUAAGAAACUUGCUGCCGUCACCUGUAAUGGAGUGGAUAACACCAAGACCAAAGGACAACUUACUAAGAGUCCCCUGGCACAGAUGGAAGAGGAGCGGCGGGAACAUGUGAUGAAAAUGAAGAAGAUGGAGGCAGAAAUGGAACAAGUCUUUGAAAUGAAGGUUAAGGAGAAGAAGCAGAAACUGAAGGAUUCGGAGGCUGAGCUGGAACGACGUCACGAACAAAUGAAAAGGAACCUGGAGGCGCAGUACAAAGAGCUGGAGGAGAAGAGACGAGUGUUUGAAGAUGAGAAAGCCAACUGGGAGGCUCAGCAGAGAAUCCUUGAGCAGCAGAAAUUGGAUGCCUCCAAGACUAUGGAGAAGAACAAGAAGAAAGGAAAAAUCUUUUGAAGAACCAGUUUAUUUCCACCUAGGUUCAAGCUGUGGCCCCAACAUCCUUUUUUCGCUAACUCGCCCACACACACAUAGUUACUGAUUUUACAUGGCAUUCCGCAUCAUGGGUACCAUCUCAAGAAAGUCACACACAGUGUUUUACUGUUAAAUAUGAUGAACCCCUGUGAUCUUGUUGGUGAAUUCAUGCGUUUGUAAAACUUUAUUUCUUAAUUCUCCUUAUUUGCCCUGACAAAGAGGAGAAGCCUGAGUUCCUCUGAGCUAGUCUAGUGUUAACACGUGUUGGGGACCAAGCAUUUAUACACAUGUACUUAGUGUUAGUCCUGUGUUCUCGAGAUAUCUACACUCUUUUUAACUGAAUACACCCUAUAGCACGAAAUACCAUUGUAUUAAUAUUGAAAGAAUGCUUCAUGUAUGUACAGUGCUUAAAUAUCUUAAUAGACCACCUUUCAUAAAAAACAGACCAUUCAGCGUCAUGAAGCGCUGUAAAAAUGUACUCUUUCAAUUUCAGUGAGCUCUCGACGGUUUAGCAAUGUAAACAGAAAUGAGGGAUUUCAAACUGAAUUCACCUUUUCAAAAUUGAUGUCAGCUCACUGGUGUUUUAAAAAUGACAAACUAAAAAAAUCAUUUUGGUGAUUUCCAAAACUGUCAAUUUUGUACAACUGUCAUCAACUGUACAUUUGGGUGGUGGUCUAGUAUUUUUUUUUUAAGCACUACAAGGGAACGUAAAGUGACUCAGGGGACUGCUACAGAUGUCUGGCGGAAAUAAGACCCAGUCACAUCAGAGACUAGGCAUUGGACUGAAGCCCAUGACUUUUCAAAAUGGACGGCUAACGUAGUGUAGUCUAAUAGAAGAGAUAGAACUCAUCUGAAGAGCCAACACCCUCAGGGUCUCAACAGGCUAUCGAUUUGAGACCAUGCUGGUGCAUUGUGCUAAUAAAGAUCAACAAAUAUUUAUUGCUUCUCAAUGAUCAACACUAUUAAAACUGCAGGCUGUACAUGAGGCGAAGACAUGUUUACCAAAGAAGUAUUUAAAUUCAGUUCAGAUUAGUCAACACCCACUCUUGACAUUCUAUGGUUUUAUACAUGAUUAGGUCCAAAGUCAUUGUGUUUCAGUAAAUUGUGUAUUUUAAGAUCUAAACAGCUAAAAAAAGAGCCAGAAUGAUCUGUAACUGCAGUCAGAGUUUGCAGGGUUUCCUAGUUGAACUGAAAAUAUUAUGCAAGAGCCUCAUUGGUGUCUAUAGCGUUUUACAGAAUACCGUAAUUACAAAAAAAUGUUUUAUAUUGUGAUGUAGCUGGUGUGUAUUGUCAGGCUUGAACCAGAUUUCGGGGGACAUUUUUCACUUACUAAAGAACUGAACAGGACAAGUAAAAAAAAUUAAAUAAUAAUAAUCAAAAUAAAAAAAAAGAUUAAAUAUUCCUUAGUUUUCCUCCACCCUGUGCUCCAAAGUCAAAAAAAAAAUGGUUGUGAGAAGUCUAAAAUAGCCUUAUCUCUGAUAUUACUGUAAUGUAGGAUAAAAAUGCGUCCACAUAACCAACAAAGGCUCGCCUGUCAAAUAGAAUAUUGCAAGUCCAGGCCAGAGUGGAACACUUCGAACCUCUACUAUUUCUUACCCAGAGUUGUCAUGUUUUAUUUUCUUAUGACAGCAAUAUGAUGCGCAUGGGAAAAGGACAGCUCCUGUGUAGUUUUCUUAAGUAACCCUUAUAUACAUCCAUUAUCUUACUAUAUUUUUCCAUACUGCCUGGAGUGUUCUCAAAGCAUUCAAAUAAGAUGCUAAAGGGAUAAAACCUCGACCUUCGCACGUAAACAUUUCCUAUUGCUUCUGGCUGUGAUAGAUAACAUGUAUUGUGUACAUAUUGGAGGCUGUUCAGUUGCCUUUUCCUUUCCGAUAUUUUAGUUUUUUUUGUAUUUGCUUUCCAGAAUUCUUAAUGCCAGAAAUAACCACAGAACAUAUUAUUUGAAAGUCAGAGAAUAACUAACUGUGACAUGGUUAACACAUUUGAAUUUCUGAAUGCCAGGACCCCUCUGUUAUGAUAGGUUUUUCUGAGAGAAUCAAUUACUGUCACAAGUUAUCCAAUAAUUUUCACAAAAGUGGUAGUAUUUUCCAUCAAUGCUUAAAAUGUUACAAUUUUGCUAGACCUUCCGGUAACUGUUUUUUCUUUUCUUCUUUUUUUAAUUAUUUACUUUUUCUCUUUUCUCCCAUCCUGAUUUAUCAGGUCUUCUGUCUGUUAUUGUACAUUGAGAAUAUUAAAGUUGAUAAAGUUUUAACCA